AGCACUUUCCGGAACCUAUGUAUGUACUAUGUACUUGAAAAAGGAUACCGCUCUGCAUCAACUUUGAUUAUCAUAUGAAAAGACCGGAAAAGUACACAUUUACAUACAUAUUUUAAUACAAAAUCUACCUAUAACUAUUACCUGGACACUACUAAACUUGGACCCUGGACUACAUAAUCGAUCUGUUUGGUUGUACGUUUUGCCUAGAUAUUGUGUGGGUGAGGUUAAAGAGCUUCUUAGGCCUAUGAUUAUCUAUGUAUCUAUGUAUGUAUGAUACACACAUAAUUCUGGACAAUACAAAUUCAUCAUAAAUUAUAUAAAAAUUAACUAAAUAUGGAGGGCACGGAGGAUUUAAGCCAAAUCGUUGAAAAGUUAAAACUGGUCGUCGAAGAUGAAUCUUUAAAUGAAAGUAAAAUUGUUGCAGUUGCUGAACAAUUAGUUGAAAUGUGUGAGAAUCACAUUGAUAAAUUCAUGGAACGACCUGAUUUAGAUCCUUUGAGUGAGAGUGAAAAGCCGCUUUUGUCUGCCCUGAUAUUGAUUCAACAAACUUUGGCUGCGAAUUGCAAAGUUUUUGAGUUGGUCUUCCUUCAGUCCAAUCUCUUGAAUCAACUCGCAAAGAUGAUCACCUUUUAUGCAGACAUCACUGAUUUUAUGGUGAAAGACCUGUCAAAAGCAUGUGCCUUAGAAAAAUUUCUAUGCUGGUCAGAAGCUGUUCCUGCAGGGGACAUUAUGAAGGAGGCCCUGGAAAUGGACCAAAUUCCACAGUUGGUCAUUAACCUCUGCGAGUGCAGGAAUGUGGACUUGCAACACUUGAAAAACUGUGAGUGUUUGGAGUGUAUUGAGUGUGAGGACGUCCUUGCUCAAGAAACACUCCCACCUCAAUUUCGCAAGCCGCAACUUACCCUCGGCAAGGCAAGCGGGAAGGAGGGGAAGAUAGCUUUUCCACUUCGAUGCCUGCAAUUUCACAAAGCUGCAAUAUGCUGCGUUGAAUCUUACUGGAGCUUACUGGGUUGUCGAAGCGAUACAAUUUCUAAAAUCAUUCACUCGAGACCAAUUCCUCAACCUGGAGAAUUCUGGAUUGGCGUUGGGGACAUGGUUGCUGUUGCUUCUAAAGAAAUCUCCUGGAUCAGCUAUGAGCCAACAUCUCCUACUGCGCCAACCUUGCCUGAAUAUGUGCGGGCAAUCAUUCUGACUGACUGCCCCUUACCAUUCAGGCAGGGCUACCGUGGCGUGUGGCUACCUGACUACGCCGCCCGCGCUCUGUGCAAACCCAGCGUCCUGAUUCCACUGGAGAGGAGCGACCCUAUUAUGACCUGGAAACCAUUGGUUUAUAUUGGCAACGCGUGCAGGCCCCCUCCGAACGAGCUGCUUGCGGUGGUGGUCAAUCUGAUCUAUGUCACCCUUAAUUCUGGCAAGCUGGAUGACAUCCUUGUCAUUUUGGAUGGGAAAGGACCAUGGAGGGCCUACCAAUUAAUCAAAAGCAUUGAUGGACGCUUGAGAGUUGAAUAUCUGGCAAUUUUGAAUGCCCUUGCUUCUCACUGUGAAAAAGGUAGCAGAGGACUCAUUGCUUGCUGCAUUCACAAUUUCUUAGCAGAUUGGUUUGUGUGGUUGAUUCAUUCAACAAAACCAUCAAAUGAUGAAUUGGAGACCCUGAUGAAUGGAAUUAACUUGUAUUUGCCUAGGAUCGAAGUGAAACGAUGGCCCAAAAGCCGUCUCAUUUAUGGAGCCGCCAACGCACUGCUAAAAUGUUGCCCGUCCGAAAAGCUGCAUGCUCAAUUGGAAGAGUGCAUCCAUUACCUCACUUGGGACCUUGGAGGCAGAACUGCAAAGCAUAGAAGGCGAAUUUACCCUAUCCCUGAGGAGGUGGAAGCUGAAGAUGAGCGUUUGCAAGUGGAGGCACUGAAGAGUGACCUAAAUGAAAACUGCAAAGCGAAUUUGAGUCUUAAAAAGUCGCAGUUGUCUGAUUUCAACAUGAGCCGUAAGCAGUGGCCUGGAGAAACCUGGCUAUUGCCCAGCAGGUCUACUCUUUCUCUCUUCGCCAUUCCAGAGGCUAAGCUGAAAGAUGCAGCUUUAGUGAUGAGAACCAAGUGUCCGUUCCUCCUGCGGAGGCUUAUCUACAAACCAGUUGUGCAAAGUCUUAACUGUGAGGUGAUGAAAGUUCGCAGCAUUAGAGAUAUCCGACAGCCUUCCUUUGCAAAAAUCGUUUGUGGAAUGUUGAAUUCUGGCGGAGGUGAUAUUUGGAUUGGACUGGCUGAGGGCUCUAGAGUUGAAGGCGUUUUUGCACAUCGCUCUGAACGAGACAGCUUUGCUCAAGGUGUGCUUGAUGUCGCGACUUAUAACAUUGAGCCCAGACUGCUACCAUUCAACUUGGAUAUUGAGCAGAUUUUGGCUCUCGACAGACAGACUCAGGAGCUACAUCCUGACAGAAAUCGCUACAUCUACAAGGUCACAGUUAGACCUUUGGAGGGUGUCAACUACUUGACCCUGCCAGAAAAAGAGUGCUUGACAAGGAGGGAGCCCUUGGGAGAGACUGUCAUCAAAGUGGCAGAAGAUUAGUUUAUUUUGUCUGUAAUACAGUCAAGCAAUGCAAUUAUGCUCAAAAAAUGCUAUAAUCCAAGCAAAUUUAUUAAAAUUAUAAUUGCAUAUCUCCAAAACAGGGAACACCUUUUUAAGGAUCUAACACAAUUACCUUCCGUUCAUCUGCAAUUGCAUUUUCUGGACUCAUUCUGUUUGCAUAGUUUGCCCAAUACACGAAAUUAUACAGUGCGAAAAUUAGAGGAAACAUGUAGAUAGCGAUUUUCUCAACGCGGGAUCCAAGCAGGCUUUCUUUGAUCUCUCCCUUUUCAAGUUUUUCGUCCUUGGCCUCUUCAACCUGAAAUUGAAAGUAAAAACUUUAUAGAUGAUCGCAAACUAAUGUCACAAUUGUAUUUAAUCUACAUUUUGUCACAAUAUAAGAGAUUGAUGGGAAUUAA
Messenger RNA from Cloeon dipterum, 2972 nucleotides. RefSeq lists its product as uncharacterized. Lineage: Eukaryota; Metazoa; Arthropoda; Insecta; Ephemeroptera; Baetidae. The transcript has 13 exons. The coding region runs from base 334 to 2556 and encodes 740 amino acids. The record is from RefSeq and is a predicted model, not a curated record.